AUGAUAUUUCUUGCAACAUCUUACCAAGAACUACCUCACACGAGCACGGCAACGACAACUUUCAUUCUUUUCAACUGUUGGCUCGCCGUCACCAUGACGAAAACAUCCAAAAACGCCGACGCUGAUCCCGUCAAGUCGACAAAAGAGGACACCAAGACCAAAACACCGUCGAAGGCAUCCAAAGGCGGAACAAAGCAUCACUGGUACGUGGAUGAGUGGGAGUGUGGCUGA
Molecule: messenger RNA, 231 nt
Organism: Sporothrix schenckii 1099-18
Lineage: Eukaryota; Fungi; Ascomycota; Sordariomycetes; Ophiostomatales; Ophiostomataceae
Exons: 1
Coding region: 1-231 (76 amino acids)
Source: RefSeq, a predicted model, not a curated record